Pocillopora verrucosa is the source of this 4018-nucleotide messenger RNA. RefSeq names its product regulator of telomere elongation helicase 1. Gene Ontology annotation, biological process: DNA repair; negative regulation of DNA recombination; telomeric loop disassembly. The record is from RefSeq and is a predicted model, not a curated record. Gene Ontology annotation, molecular function: DNA polymerase binding; DNA helicase activity; ATP binding. Lineage: Eukaryota; Metazoa; Cnidaria; Anthozoa; Scleractinia; Pocilloporidae. Gene Ontology annotation, cellular component: nucleus.
GAUGGCGGGAAUUUUGUCGUUUCUUCAGCCAACUGUGCACUUAUUUCGUACUUAGAGGGUUUUUUUAAUUAUUUUUUCUAAAAUGGUACAACUCCAUAUUCGUGGCGUGGAUGUUGAUUUUCCUUUCCCACCAUACGAUUGUCAAGUUUCUUACAUGGAAAAGGUUAUUCAAUGUUUACAAGAGGGAAAAAAUGGCAUUCUCGAGAGUCCAACUGGAACAGGAAAAACCCUUUGUUUGCUGUGUGCAACACUGGCUUGGAGAGAAAGUUAUGUGGCAAAACUGCAGCUUAGACAGAGGCUUACAUCUGAUCAAGGUGGUUCCAGUUAUGUGCAAGCAUUAGGUGAAGAACUACAGCAUGCUACUAAUGGAGGCUCUUGGGGAGCAACAGAUGGUGAUAAAGGUUCUUUUCUUGAGGCUCCAAGAAUUUUGUAUUCUUCGAGAACACAUUCCCAGCUGUCUCAGGCUGUGCAGGAACUUAAAAAUACAAUCUAUAGACCUAAAGUUAGUAUCAUUGGAUCUCGUGAACAGCUUUGUGUUAAUAAUGACGUCCUGAAACAGGAAACUAACUCGGCAAAGGUACAUAUGUGCAGAGCUAAAGUUCAGGCAAGGACGUGUCAUUUUUUCAACAAUUUGGAUGCAAACAAGGCUAAUAAAGAUUUCACACAAAGUAUCCUGGACAUUGAAGAUUUGGUGGAACUUGGACAAAGACACAGGGUAUGCCCAUAUUACAUGGCCAGGGAAUUGAAGACCACUGCAGAUAUUAUAUUUAUGCCUUACAACUAUCUCUUGGAUCUCAAAUCAAGAAAAGCAAAUAAUGUGGAUAUUUCUGGCAGCAUAAUACUUUUUGAUGAAGCACAUAAUUUGGAAAAGACUUGUGAGGAAACUGCAUCCUUUGACCUGACAUCUUUUGACAUAGCAUCAUGUAUAGAGGAUGUGGCACAGUGUAUUGAAAUUAUUGAAUGCCGUGAACAUAAUGUAUUGGAUGUUACUGAAACAGCAGGUGAUGUAGAUAUUAGCAAAGAAGACCUUGCCCAUCUUAAGUCUUUGUUUAUUGAACUUGAGAAGUUGAUAGACAUGCAAGAGUUGCCAAAGAAUGGAGAUGGUUUGACAAAACCUGGAAGCUUUAUGUUUGACCUUCUUGGCAAGCUUAAUAUGAAUUUCUCCACCAAGGACCAAGUUUUAGAAGUCCUUGAUAAAUGUAAUACACUGUUAGUUGGAGAUACGCAAAAGUUUAAGGGAAAACAUUUUGCUCUGCAAAAAUUUUCUGAUGCUUUGCAGAUCAUUUUCAGCAAAGAUGUGCAAAACCAGUCUUCUAGUUUAAAUGAAGCAAAGUUUUUCAAGGUUCAUAUCCAACUUGAGCCAGACAGUAAUAAGAAAAAGAAGAAUCUGGAUGUGUGGACAACAGGAUCAAAGAUUUCUAAACAAGGUAGGACAUUAAGCUACUGGUGUUUCAGUCCAGGACAUGCCAUGAAAGAUCUGAUGUCUUAUGGAGUAUGGACAGUCGUGUUGACAAGUGGAACCCUUUCACCACUUGAGUCUUUCAGAGCUGAAAUGCAAAUAUCAUUCCCGAUCCAACUGGAAAAUCCUCACGUUAUUGAACAGCAUCAAAUGAUGGUUGGUGUGAUUACAAAAGCACCUGAUGGAGCCACCUUAAAUUCAUCAUAUGAGACAAGGUUUACAACUGAGUAUAUGACUGGUCUGGGCAAUACAAUAGUUAAUUUCUCCAGAACUGUACCAAAUGGUCUUUUGGUCUUUUUUCCUUCGUAUCCCGUGAUGAACAAGUGUCUGGAACACUGGCAAAAUUCUGGAACAUGGUCAAGAUUAGAACAGCACAAACCUCUUUUUGCCGAACCCAAAGGAAAAGGAGAUUUUGCCGAGACCAUGGAGAGGUUCUAUGAAAAAAUUAAUGAUCCGAGUUACAAUGCUGCAACUUUUUUCGCUGUUUGUCGUGGAAAGGUCAGCGAGGGACUGGACUUUGCUGACAUGAACGGCCGAGCUGUAGUAAUAACAGGUCUCCCUUUCCCGCCAAAAAUGGACGCUAAGGUUCGCUUAAAGAUGAAUUUCCUGGACGAAAAUCUUCGGAAAGCAAAAAGUUCGUCAUCCAAGGGUCUAAGCGGCCGACAGUGGUAUCGUCAACAAGCUUCCAGAGCUGUCAAUCAGGCUGUGGGUCGCGUCAUACGUCACAAGCAGGAUUUUGGUGCCAUUUUAUUAUGUGACGUUCGUUUCACUUACCCGGAUGCAGUUCAACAGUUACCAAGUUGGAUGAAACAAUACGUCAAAGUAUAUAAAGACUUUGGGUCAGUUCAGAGAGAUCUUAUUCAUUUCUUCCGCACUGCUGAUAAAAUGGUCGACAAGUCCUCAAUGAAGGUCAAAUCAUUUAAAAAUAAUUCCAGCCGGGCCGAAAAUACGUCUGCGAAAAAAAUUUCUGACGAAAACCUGUCCCAUAUAUCAAUAGAAGAAACGGACCUUCAGAAAAAUAAGAGAAAAGAAACCGUAAAAGACGUUAAAAACCUGGCAGCAAGAGAAGCCCCUGUGUCGUCCCUUCGUCUUAAGUAUGUGUACAAGUCAUCUGGAGUGAAAGACAUGGCAAACACAGCAAAGCCAGCAAGUUUGAUCGAAUCCUUAACAAAUUCGGAGACAGCCCCGAAAGCUGAGUUGCCUAAAGAAUCACCAGAGCAAAAGGAGAGAAGCCUGUCAGAGGCCAUCAUGAAGAGAAAGGAAGUAAAUAGAACAACUAAGCCCAAGAAAGUUUUGAAGGUGGUUAAGGUUAAAGAAGAAGAAAAGCCGAGAUCGAGUGCGGAUCAACAUACAUCAUCACUCAACAAGGCUCAGAAGCUUAAUGAAGCUAAGAUGUAUAUAAGUAAGGUGAAACAAGCGCUCAGUGAUGGGCAAUACAGAAUAUUCUCUCAAGUUUUGAGCAAGUACAAACAGAGCCUCGACCUAGACUUUCUCAUCGAAGGACUUACGCCGCUGUUCACCGCAAUUGAAGCACAGUACCCGCUUAUGCUCGGUUUUUCAAGUUUUAUCCGGGAUCCAGCGGACAAGGUGCGAUUCUUUGAAGCUUACAGUGAUAUCACAGGCUCAGAUGUGCCUUCACAUUUUAUAGCUGGUCUUAAAGUUAAAAAGGAAAAAGAGUCGCAACCUGUAACUGACGAUUCUUGUAGAGUUGGUAAAAAGAGGAAAUCUGAGGAAAAUAAUCAGACACUUUCUCAUGAACAAAGCAGAAAAAUAACCAAAGUACAGAGCAGAUCAGACAAGGUUUUCAAGCCUGAAUAUGCUUCAAGUCUGUCUGGGACCAGCUCGCGUCUUCUUGACAUCACCAAACAUUUGAAUGGAGGAGGCUUGUAACAAAUCUGAUUUCGACUUGUUCAUAACUGAACUUGAAGUAUCUUUUGCGAAUUGUGUCAAAACCAGAUCAUUGAAAUUGUGAAGUGUUAGCCGUAGAUAUUUUGUUAUUUUUUUAUUUAGGAAGAAAAAUAUACUCCUGUAGAAAAAUUCAUAUGUGAUCGAUGGUUCUUCCCUUUGUGUUGCUCGGCGUUCUUGCGUGAAUUCAUUAACUGAUUCGAUUAACAAAUCAUAGUUACCUAAAUUGGAUUACAGGACAUUUCUUUCAUCCACAUCACGGGUGCAACCUCUAACUGUGCGUUUUGACGCAAAUUAGUAGUUGUUUGAGUGGCAGCUGCUUAACACUUUUCUUCAGUUAAAGCUCAGUAUUUCAAUUCUCAAAACUGAUCCCCAUAAUUUUGCUUUCAUGUCUAUGGUGGGAAUUUACUAAUCAAUUGAAGACAUUCCUUUCCUUCUCAUCACUGUUUCGUGUGACAGAAGGGAGGGGUUCAACAGAGUGGAUGAAUUCUAUUAUGAGAAAUGGAAUAGAAAUUCUGAAAGAUUGACAACACGUACUUUCGUUGUCCUUGACGACGUCCAAACUGUGAGGGUUCCCUUUAUUUACAGCAAUCCAACUGAUAUAUUGCACAAAUCAGAUAAUUGUUUAGUCUUAAUAAAACGAACUCCAGAAGA